AUGCCGCCAACGCCGAAGCGCGCGUCCAGGCACGGUCGCUCGCGGUCAUCAAUGGCGUUCCUCUCGCUCUCCCCCUUCGCCUUCUCCUCCCAAGCCUCCACGUCUGUCGCCAGUUCUCCCCUAGGGACUCAGCACGCGUCGGACGUUGGCUCUAGUGCCGCCAGCCCACGCCUUACAUCUGCUGACGUGGCAGCAGCAGGCGCUGUCGCCUGUCCUGCGGCUGCCACGUCAGCGUCGUCGGCGUCCCCCAGCCCGCGUGUGCAGGCGGCGCCGGACGGUUUACAGCCGUCCUCGUUACUCGCUAAGAGCAGGCGCGGUAAAGGUAGCCAUUCUCGCAGCCGUAGUCUCUCCGAGUCUUUCUGGUUCCUCGGCCAAACCUCAGGUUUGGACCUGAAAAGCCCGGGCCGAUUCAGGUUCGGGCCCAGGCCUUUUUCGGCGAGCGGAGGAGAUGGUGAGAGGGAGGGGGAAGGAGGAGAGGGAGUGGGGAACGGAGGAACAGUGGGUGCAGGAGCCUCAGGAGAGGGCCUUAGCGACAGCGGAGUAUUUUCGUCAGGGGACGAUGCACUGAGGGGAAUGAGUAAGAGAGACGGACGAAACGCGGAAGGAAGCGGCGCUGCUGGUGCUACUGGGAGUUGGCGGAGAAGCCGCAGCAGAGGACGUGCCUUGAGUCCUAUCCGAUCCGAUAGCUUCGACCGCUCAAACCGUGACACGUGUCGCUCCGCCAUUUCCGACCGCGUAUCCUUCUCCGCCAACGCCCUUCCGCCGCUCGCCAUUCCCGCUUCCAGCAGCCUCGACGACACUCCCCAAGCCAGCCCCUUGCCCGGGGGGGGGGCUGGCGGAAGGUCCUCCCGCCUCCAAUCCUUUUCCCCCCAGUUUCUUCCGCCAGUUCCCGCGCGCACUGGCGCGGGCGGCGGAAGCGGAGUCAGCCCAUGCGGAAGCCCGCACUCGAGCAGGGGCGCGGGGAGCGCGACGGGAAGCGCGACGAAUAGCGGCGCGAAUAGUCCGCGGAUGCCUUUCAGUCCGCUGCGGUGGGCGGGACUGGGGGCGUUAGGGUUCCGCACGUCUUCUAGUUUGAAAGCGAGCAUGGGCGGGGGCAGGGGCGGGCUGGGGAGCGGAAGCGGGAACGGGGGAGGAGAGGAUGAUUCACUUGUGAGUGAUGAGGGAGGGGGGACGGCGGGAGUCGGCGGAGGGGUUGUGGGGGAAGGCGGGGGCGGGGGCCGGCGGGUGAGAGUUCAGCCUGGGACCAGGGGAGGGGGAGGUGGAGGGAUAGGGGGAGGGGCAGGUUCGGGACGAAGGGAGCGAACGCACGGGAGAUCGUUAUCGGUUGAUUUCGUGUCGCCUUUACUCGCCCCUCUAAUGGCCGCACGCAUUCCUUUCUCCCCAAAGCCGCCCCAAGCGGGCAACCCUCCUCCGCGCGCGCAUGUCUUCAUCUCCCCCUCCUCCUCCUCCGCGUCCCCGCGUGCCGCGCAAAGUUGGGCUGUUGCAGACUCAUCCCCUUUCCCUUCCUCCGGACGCCUCUCCGCGCAUUCAGCGCACGCCCUUCCCUCGCCCUCCGCCCACGCCCUCCCCUCACCGUCCGCCCACCCUCUCCCCUCGCCGUCCGCCCACCCCCUCCCCUCGCCUUCCGCCUACCCACCCCCCUCGCCCGCCGCGCAUCCCCUCCCCUCGCCGUUCGCGCACUCGCGCCCGCCCCGGCCCGCCUCCCCACUCCAGUCCUCCCCCCGCCAUCGCUCCGCGGACUCUAUCCGACUGCUUGAUCCGCGGGGAACGAGGGGGAACGAGGCGUGUGUGAGAGAGAGGGACGGGGAGUGCGAGGGGGAGGGUAGCGGGGGAGAUUUCAGCAGCAGUGCGCUUCAAUCACCAACGACGCCAACAGGAGGAGGGGGAGGUGUAGGAGGGGGGAAAGGACGGGAGAGUGGGCAGCGGAAGAAAACAGGGUGGGGUGGCAGCGCGUUUGGCAGAAGCAGCACAUUCACCCCCUUUGGCCCUUCCAAGCUGGUUCCAACCAGCAGCAGGCACAGGAAAAGUGCCUCUUUGAGCACCUUUCCAUCCAUAGUGGAGCACUCUAUAGCGGAGCACUGUUCGCUGGCGCAAGGAGACGCAGAGGGGCAGGGGGGCGGGUCGAACCUGGCGGAGGGGGAAGACGGUGGAAGAGGGGAUGUGAGAAGCGGGGAGGGGAAAGGUGUAGGAGGUAGUAGCCCCGUGCAAAUGACCAAGUCUGUAAGUUAUAAUAACUCUGUAAGUAAGAUGCUUAGCCAAGAGCCGGAUGGGAGUGGGGACGCGCAGAGGCAGGGCGGGGGCAAGAAAUUCUGGGGCAUAUGGGGGCGGAGAAAAGGAGGAGAAACGGGAGCAGGGAGAGGGGAAGUAAGAGGGGAAGUAGGAGGGGAAGACGAGCGUUACUCUUCAGACUCACAAUCAGCUCUAGAUUCGCGACCAGUUUCGGGGUCUUCCCAGACGCUUGGCAGAGCAUUAGCAGCAACGGGCGCUGGCAGGAGCAAGUCCCGCGAGGGCAGCUUCAAGGAGUUUCUCAAAGGGCGAUUCAGCCCUCCCCGUGUUGAGCUACUGCCUGAUGCUACUUGUGUGCCGGAACCGGGUUUGCUGGAUGGGCGUUGGGGAGAGGGAGGUGCGGAGGACGAGGCCUCGUUGCUGCCGCUGUCGCCCACGGGCAUGCCCGUUGCUGCUCUCUCGCAUCAGCAGCAGCGGCAGCAGCAUGAGCAGCAGCAGCAGCAGCAGCAGGAGUCUCGCGAGUCGCAAGGAAAUCUCUCUCGUGUGGGGUGUGGAAGGGCUGGGAGCAGUGGUGAUACCGACCCUGGCAUCACAGCGUUCUCCCUGCCCUCAACUCCGACAGGAGGGGAAGCAGCAGCAGCAGGAGGAGCAGCAGCGGAAUCGGCUAAGGAACAAGCGUUUCUCUCGUCCUCCCUGUCUUCUCUACAGACUCGAAAGCCCUGGGGCAUCAUCCCGCACACCUCCUCUGCUGCAGAUGCAGCCGGAGCAGAGGAAGACGAGUCCGUCCCUCCCCUGCCCCAUCUCUUGCAUCACCUGCUCAACCACUCCACAACAGCCACCAGCAGCCCCACAGGCACAAGGGGAAAGUGCCCUGAUGAAGGGCUCGGGGGAACUGCUAGCAAUGGCUUGGCUGUAGCUGACCGAGAUGCUACAGCUGCCUCUGCUGCUGCAGCCGCCCCAAGUGGUACAGCUUCUCGCCUGUCUCUCCACCUGACGCCCUCACCAGGGGAGUUGGAAAUUUCAGUUGACAGCCCUGCUGCUGGCCUUAGAGUGUCUGCAGGAGCUUCUUCAGGUGCUGCUGCUGCCUCAGGUGCUGAUUCAGGUGCCGCAUCAGGUGCCGCUUCAGGUGCUUCCUCAGGUGCCGAUUCAGGUGCUGCCACUUCAAAUUCUGUAUCCGCUGCUGCUGGUGGUGCAACUGUUUCAGGUUCUCCUGUGGAAGGCGCUUCUAUUUCAGGUGCCGAGUCAGGUGAAACCACAGGUGUAGAGACAGGUGGCAGAGGGCAUUCAGUGGCUGAAGCAGCACCAAAGGACACAGAAGCAGCGGGAACAAGCAGCACCACAGGCUCUUGUAAUGACACAGGAAACGGGAAAGGCGUUGAAGGAGGGACAGCGACGGGGCAUUCAGCAGCAGCAGCGGCAGCAGCAGCAGCAGCGGCAGCGGCAGCAGCAAAAGUAGCUCCUCCAAAUUCUCUCCCCCUAUCCUCUCUUCGCCGCCCGGCCUCGGCCCAGAGCCCGCUAUCUUCCAACUCCCGCCACCGCCGGGCGGCGUCAGAAGCCCGCGAUUUCCUCAGCGAGCUGGGGGCGCGCCGCCCGGCCUUCAUGAACAGUGCCGCGAAGUGCGGCCAGCGGGCGGCGCAGCACGGCCGGAGUGCGUCUGUAGCGGUGCUUCCAGGGGCGGGAGGCAGGGGGAGCGCGGGUUCAGGCGAUGGGGUUUGGGGCGGCAAGAUUGCUGGUGGUGUUAUGAUUGGUGCAGGUGAUUCUGGUAGUGAUGGUGGUGAUGCUGGUGGUGAUGGUGGUCAUGGUGAUGUGGAUAGAAUGGCUGUUGGUAGUGGGGGUUCUGGUUGGGAGAGGUUUCCAAGAAACAGCAGCAGUGGGGGCGGUGGCAGGGGUGAGAAGGGCCAGAGGAGCCGGCUUGGGCGGCAUCGGUCGUCUGCUUCCUUGGAGAUGCCGCACCGGCCGUUCACUGCUGAGAGCUGGCAGCAUGUGGGGAAGGUGGAUCCGGGGCAGGUAGGCUGGGAGCAGGUGGAAAUAGAGCAGGCUGAAAUGCCUUGGGGUGACUCGGGAAGCGAGGGUGGGGGAGUGGGAGGGUAUGGUGGAGGAGAGGGGAGGAGACGCAGUGGAGUGGGUGGUGGUGGUGGUAAUGGUAAUGGUAAUGGUAAUGGUGGUAGCAAUGCCGGGGAUUCGGAUGGAGAGGAGUGGUCAGAUGAGGAUGAUGCGAGAGCAGCCGGGGGUGGGACAGAGAGAGGAGGGGUUGGAAGAGGAGGAGGAGGAGGGAGAGGGGGAUUCCUCGCAGAAGGCGGGCUGAGAGGCACAGGACUGGGAGGGAGGUACGCAGCAGCAGGUGGCAGUGGCACGUCGCUGCUGAGGCGCCACAGUACCUCCAACCGACGCCGCCCAGCCAUGCACUCACUGGAUGAGCACGAGGAGGAGGGCGGGACGGAGGUGGGGGGGAGUAGAAACGGGAGACAUGAUGAUAAUGGUGGGAGACAGGAUGACAAUCAGGAUGAGUUGGCACCACUUCCCCCCUGGAAAGGAGGACUCAGGGGGGAGCUAGGCUCUGCUGGUCAGGGACAUCUGUCUGACAUGGGGUUGGGGCUGGGGCGCCCAAUGGUUUCCAGCGGGGCGGUUUGGACGGGAAGUGGCUUCAGUGGUGCACGGGGUGGUGCUUUUGAUGCCGCCCCUGCAUGGGCACCUGGAGGGGCACCUGGUAGGGCACCUGGUAGGGCACCUGGUAGGGCACCUGGUAGGGCACCUGGAGGGGGAGGUAGGGGUUCAGGUGGUGCAUCUAGUGCUAACGUCUGGCAGAGGCCAGGUUCGGCAUCAGGUGUGAGGGGAUUGCGGAUUUUUUCCACCGUAAUGGCGUCCGCAACCGUCGCCGCUCCGUCCGCCGCCUCCGCGCGCCUUGCGGGGCCUUCCGCCGCGAGAUGCGGAAAGCCUGACACGUGUUCAUUCGCCGCAUCCUCCGCUGGCGUCGCCAGACGCGCCUCCGCCGCCCUUACGAGCGACUUUCUCCCAUCGCGACCCGUUAAGGGGCAGGCGCUGCGGACUUCAACGGGCCGCAAGCCGCGAGCAACCUCCGGGCGCCCUGGCCACGUGUUCGCGUCUGCUGACGUGGCGCAGCUGCGCGGGGCGCGCGAGGCGAUUAAGGACAUCAUCACGAGCAAGUCGUGCAACCCCAUUCUCAUCCGUCUGGGCUGGCAUGAUGCGGGCACAUUCGACAAAUCUGUAGGAGAGUGGCCGAAGCAGGGUGGCGCCAAUGGCAGCAUUCGCUUCCGACCCGAGAUCGACCACGGCGCCAACAAGGGGCUGGCGGGGGCCAUCGGGCUGCUACAGCCGGUCAAGAACGCCUUCCCUGCCGUUAGUUGGGCCGACCUGUUCCAGCUCGCCAGCGCUACAGCCGUUGAGUUUGCAGGAGGGCCUGUCAUCCCCAUGAGGUAUGGCCGAGUGGACGCCACCGGCCCUGAGGACUGCACACCAGAAGGGAACCUGCCAGAUGCGGGUCCCCCCUCCCCUGCUGAUCACCUGCGCAAGGUGUUUUACCGCAUGGGGCUCAACGACCAGGAGAUAGUGGCACUGUCAGGGGCACACACGCUGGGGAGGGCUCAUGCGGAUCGCAGCGGCUGGGGCAAGGAAUCCACCAAGUACACGAAGGACGGACCGGGCCGGCCAGGAGGCUCCUCGUGGACCGUGCAGUGGCUCAAGUUCGACAACUCCUACUUCAAGGACGUGAAGGCCAAGCAGGACGAGGAUCUGCUGGUGCUGCCCACGGAUGCCGUCCUCUUUGAAGACCCAGGCUUUAAGGUCUAUGCAGAGAAAUAUGCAGCAGACCAGGAAGCGUUUUUCAAGGACUAUGCCGCGGCGCACAAGGCACUGAGCGAGCUGGGAGCCAAGUUCGACCCGCCCCAGGGCGUGACCCUGGAUGCGGAGGGUCCCCGUCCCGUGAAGUUCAAGGCAGCUGAAUACUCGUCUGGGAAUACCCAGACGGAGUUGUCGAGUGCCAUGAAGAAGAAGCUACGAGACGAAUACAUUGGGCUGGGCGGCAGUCCCGACAGCCCACUGCAGACCAACUACUUCCUGUACAUCAUUCUUGGCGUGGCAGUGCUCGCCAUUCUUACAAAGCUCACAGGAGCUAUAUAA
Messenger RNA from Closterium sp. Yama58-4, 6363 nucleotides. The record is from the annotation of a GenBank genome assembly. Lineage: Eukaryota; Viridiplantae; Streptophyta; Zygnematophyceae; Desmidiales; Closteriaceae.